This is a messenger RNA of Amphibalanus amphitrite, 756 nucleotides long. RefSeq names its product COX assembly mitochondrial protein homolog. Lineage: Eukaryota; Metazoa; Arthropoda; Thecostraca; Balanomorpha; Balanidae. The record is from RefSeq and is a predicted model, not a curated record. Bases 169 to 561 code for a protein of 130 amino acids. The transcript has 2 exons.
UUUUCUUUAUUACGAUACGAUGUGGCGUGUAUCAGAUUGAAAUCAUACCGUUUUGGUAUAACCUACGGCCUUUGCUUGACCCCUGUAUUUGGUUUGACCUUAACUAUUUGGAUAUUGGAAUCGAAAAAAGUGAAACUUACUUCAAAUUCAAGACUUUCCGGUUGAAAGAUGGCAGAGGCCGAGGCCGCUCAGGGCACCGCGGCCACCGUGCUGCCGCCGCGCAUGGCCGGUGGACCGCACGGGCUCGGCGACCCCGACGACCGCUCGCUGCGCCGCGUCGAGGUCGAGGUGCUCAUCCCAAAGAUCAUGCGCGACCUGGCGCGCAGCUCAAAGUGUGUUGAGGAGGCCGACACAUUCAGUCGCUGCUGUAACGAGAACGGCCUCACCAUGGUGUACAAGUGUCGGAAGGAGAACGAGGCACUACGCUCGUGUCUGACGCGCUGGUACGAGGACCCGGCGUUCCGACAGGAGUGCACCGACAUCUACCUGGACGAGCGCUCCGCCUACCGCGCCACCGGACUCAAGGCCAAGCUGCGCCGCAAGGGCUCGGACAUGUUCUGAGCGUGCGGGACCAGGGAGGGCGGGCAGGCCGCACUGUGGAUUAUUCAUGCUGAGAGGCGGGCCGAACUGUUAGAGUGAUCAGUGGUUGAUGCGAUACCUUUGUGACUGACUGGAUUGGGCAAUUUUCAGCCCCUGUGAGUCGUGAGAGGAUGUUCAUGCAAUGGACUUAUUUGUUAAUAUACUGAGUUGUGAAUA